Procambarus clarkii (red swamp crayfish) is the source of this 6928-nucleotide messenger RNA. RefSeq names its product mediator complex subunit 16 (gene MED16). Gene Ontology annotation, cellular component: mediator complex. Gene Ontology annotation, biological process: positive regulation of DNA-templated transcription. The record is from RefSeq and is a predicted model, not a curated record. NCBI's taxonomy places the organism in Eukaryota, Metazoa, Arthropoda, Malacostraca, Decapoda, Cambaridae.
CGAGUGUAAACAAGUUGCAAGUGAAGCACACUGGGAGCGCAGGGCUCCCGCUCCUCUAGUCUCUCCUCUGUGGACAAUUUACUAAACUGAAGAAGAAACUACACACAUAAUAAAAGAAGCUGCUGAUGUAGUGGAAGAAUAUAUAUACCUGCAUAAAGAAGCAUGGAACUGGUGUACAUUGUAUCUGAGAAACGUUCGACUGACGACUCUCACUUACCCUCGUUAUACAAUGGAGGAGGAGUCUGCACAGUUUCUUCAAAGAAUAUAGUUGCUUUCACACGCAUGACAACAAGGCAAGAUGCUUACAGACACCGCAUACCAGUCUGUAAUGUGUGUGUUAUGGAUCUUAAUUGUCCGUAUGAACCACAUGUAAUUUUAGAGUCUGCGAACACGGUAAUCUCCCUGGUGUUCAAUAGUGAAGGCUCUCAACUCCUUGUGGUGCUAAGUUUGGGAACAGUACAUCUUUACACCAAAGGUUCAAGUCUACAUGAGUGGAAGUCCACUUGCACAUGUGAUUGGGAUGGUGAAGAUAUUCUCCAUAUAAACUUCUUCCAUGGAGGAAUUAGGGCAAGUCUUCAAGCCAAUGAUGUAAAAGUCCAUUCCCUUUACACUGAAAAAUUUGUUGCACAGCAGCAUAAACCUACUCUUGUAGACCAUGGCCAGUGUGCUAAAAAUGGCUUCUUUGCUGUGUCUGCUUCAGGACUAUUGCUUGUGUGUGUGUUGACACAUGAGGGCAGUGUCAUGGCAGAAAAGAAGAUUGUCUUGGGUCAGACCCGGGACAAUUUCACUGUUGCUGCUGCUUCAUUAUCACCAAGUGGACACAUCCAUAUAGCCACCUGGAAGCCUGAAAUGAUAAAGUGCUGGCGUGCAGAACUCAAGAUGGUAGACCAGGACAGUGGUGGAGGGAAGGGUGACCUUAAUAUAACUAUCGGAGCUGCUCAGUCUUUCUGUCCAUCACGAUCUGGGACUACCUGGCAUAGUUCUAAAAAAAGUGAAGGGCUAGUACAAGUGACCUGUUUAAGAUAUACAGAAUUAGAAGAUCCAAAUAGUUUGCUGGUCUCUCUCACUGUAGAGAAACCAACUGAGGUGUCUCCAACACAACAGCCAAAUAACACAUGUAGCCCAGGCAGAGUUUCUCAUGUUGUUCAGAGGUAUCAACUGCAGGACCAGGUGCGCCCUCUGCUCAAGCUCUUCAAACCAAAAUCUGAUGUAGCAGGCAUUUCAAUUAAGGAGUGGACAUGUGUUGGAGAAUGGGUUUGCAACAGCCAUGUGGUCGCACUAGGAACUGCCCCUCGGCACCUGUUGCCAGGUCCACUAGGUGCUCAGCUCCCUUUCAUUAUCACUGCUGCCACUGCUGAUGCCUUCAUCUAUUCUAUCAACAGAGAUACCAUGCAACAGAUGAGCAGUCACAGUUUACUGAAUAUUCGAGGUAGUGGUGACGAGGCUCCAGUCAGUAAACGCAUGUCUAUUGACCGUCGUCUUGUCUCCCUUGCACACACUUGGAGUGGCUUUUCUGUCCUAGCAAUGGAUACCUCAGGCAGUCUUCACUUCAUUACACUUAUGAGACCUUCUGAUGUAGGUCCACAGUGGGCAAUAUCGGUGAUUCUGUUAUUGGAAUUUGCUUUGGUUAGUGGCAGUGAUUGGUGGGAUUUACUGGUAUCCACACCUCCUACAUCUGUACCAACCUUAACAGAAAAACUUUCUGAAACCUUUCACCAGCAUUCUGCCCCCAUCAUUCAGCAUCUCCACACGCGAUUUCUUGUUAUGAAAACUUCUAUGUUAAGACUGCUUGGAAGUCAGCAACAAAAGGCAAUAGAAUCUCGACUACAAGCUCAACUAACGGCAACACAACAACUUUUUAGAUCUUUUCGUCCUGUUACAUGUGAUGUUGCCUCGGCAGAUAAAAAUAUAAGUGCAUCUGUCCAAGCAUACUUAGAAAGUCGCUCUUCUCUUGAAUUUCUGGAUAUUGAAAAGUCAUUGGAUCAUUUGUGCAGUUCUGUAAAUAUCAAAGACUGUCAAGUUGAUCCAGGACAGUUGCAGAACCUUCAGCCAUUAUUGCAGUUUUCAGCAGAUCUUGCACUCUUUAUCCUCUUUAUGCUGGCCCAGAAUAGUAAGUUUGAGCUAGCACGAGAUCCCAAAAUAGUGCAGAGCCUUCGAGAGCUGAUUUUUGUGGCACGAUUAUGGCACCGUCAGAAUAAAUUGGUUUUGCCACGGAUGUUCCACAAGACACAGUCUGUUGAUGUUUGGGCACAGAUCUAUAAGAUUUUGACCAGAUUGGCACAGAUUCUUCCUGCAGAGCCAGACUCAAGUUUAAUAGAUGAAUGUGUGUUAUUGGAGACUCAAGUGGUGUGUCGUGAGUUGCCCCUGCAUGUUCCUGCACGAGGGGUUCUGGCAGACUUGACAUCAUCGGCACCAACGCCACUUCAGUAUGAGUUUGGUCAAGGGGAGACCAGCAGCAUGAGUAAUGCUGGUGUGCAGCCUCGUAUAUUGGAAGGAGCACUACCUCCAUUGCAGAUGUUGGACCCUCUUCAUUACCAUUAUAUUGCACCUCAAGAGGCAAAAUUCAACUGUACACGAUGUUGUAGUGUGCGAGCCAGUUGGUGGGGAAAUUCUGCGAGUGUGUGGGACCAACAGUGGGCUUCCAACUGUAUAUGUUCUGGCCAUUGGGCACAGCCUCCUGUCGCUCCAUCCAAAGCUGCCUAAAUGGAAGUUUUUGGAAUGUGAUGCUUAGUGUAAAAUAGGUAUAAGACAAGGUUUAGAAUAUGGCCAAGUUUUUUAUUAGAUCCUGUUUGAUAUUUCCACAUUUUCUGAAGAAGAGUCCUAGACAUUACUUUGUUUCAAAGUUUCAUAAUCUUUUGCUGGUACUGUAUAUUGAGAAUAAAGACAUACUUUAAGCCUGAUAUAUUACAGAUGACAUUGAGCUGGAAAAAGCAAUAUUACUUAUAUGAACAUUAGGUAUAUCUCGUAAUCACACUGGUAUGAUAUAUUCACUAGAAUGCUGGUUCAAAUCUCCGCAUUCUUCCAAUUUAUUUUCUCAUUGGGUAUAUGUUAUUUUUCUUAAGUUAGUCAAGUUUUCCAACACAGAAUGUCAUAAGCAUUGUGUUAAGAAAGGUUUAAUUUUUUAUGGUAACCUUUAUUAAGAGAAUUCGUAACGUAAUUGAAAUUGAAAUAAGUUUAUUGAGGUAAAAUACACACAAAGGGAUGAGGUAGCUCAAGCUAUUCUCACCCCGUUCAGUACAUCGUGUUAAUACAUACAUAGAUACACAUCACAAACAAUAAACAUAUUACCAAACAUUCUGAGAGAUAAACAUAUACAUUCCUCCUUAACACAAGUAGUAUGGUAUCAGACAUACACACAAAUAUUUGUAUGACCUAGGUAUACUGUAUAGACACAUAAUGUAAUUGUUUCACAAUAAAAAAGGGUAAAGCAGUUUCCUUGACUUUAAAAUUAUAUUACAUAUCCAGGAUUGUUACACUGCAAGUUUAGGGUUAGGAACUAAUGUAACUUGAACUGUUCAGUUAAACUGCUAUUAGUUUAUCUUAACUUUAUUAAACACAUGAUAAAUUUAACAUCACCAUAAAUAAAUAAAUAAAACAAAACAUGCUAGAAUAAAGCUUCUCUCAUUAAGUGAAAAUUAAUAUACUUUCAAGAUUCCUUAGAAUGUACGGUUUUGUGAGAUGUCGAUGUAGCCAGAUGUGCGAGUGCAAUACUUACUCAUUUUCCUAUUAAGUAGGUGAUAGUAUACUGAAAGUUUGUGGUUAAACAAAAGCCUUAAUGAUAAGCAUGAUUAUAGGAAGCAAGGUACCAACUUUGCAUUAGGUAGUCUUUAUUCCAGACUGACCUAACUCUUUGCUUGUGAGAUGCUGGCCUUGCAAGAAUUUUUUAUAUGAUUUUUCCACCUUAAAGUGUCAUGUGAUAGUAUACACAUUUUAAGUUAUAUGUAACUUUUUUUCAGUUUAUAACAUAUUAUUAACUUUAGUUUAUAACAUUUGUACAUAAAUAAUAUUAGAUUAGUUUGCCAUUAUAAGCAGGUGAUAUGAUUGUAGAAUUUCUUCAUACUGUAGCUUCAGUAAUGUUUUAUUGUAUCUGCAAAGGUUCACGUCAGUAUGAUGAACUACACAUCUUGUCCGUCAAGUUGGACCAUUUAUCUCCAGUUAUCAUGUUUUGAAGUACAAUUAUUCAUAUCUGAACACAACAUUCACACAACUAAAAGAAACCUAUAUGUAAUUAUUACUAUCAUUUAAGCUACACUGUUAUACAAUAUAACUUAAAUGAGUAUUAAUGUCAUCUUUUCAAUGCUGCUCUAUUUUUUGCUUUAUGAUUUAUUAUAUAGCUCCUUUGAUUUUCAGGUCUUGUGAGUGCAUUACUCUUGUUUUAUGAAUUAUAUAUUAGUGUACGUAUAUAUCUAUAUACAGAGUAGUGUACAUUAUUUUGUAAUAUUGUAGAUAAAUGUAAUUUUGUAUAAGAUGUACAGUAUUUUAGACAGAUUAUGUGCCCAUUCGCUUGUGGAAUGUUGCCAAAAGGGGAAGGUUGAUAGGCUUCCAAUUGCUGCUUCACAUUAAUUUAAUGAUAUUUUAGCUUGGUGCUAGAACAAGAGUAAAGGGCCUGCAUAAUGGCCGAUCUUUUAGAGGACAGGCAUCCAUUAUUUUGCAUAUGAAUUAUGUUCCUGCAAAAUCUAAUUUAGUUCUAGGGGUCAAAUAAGGCUAGGUUUCAGAGACUUCUAAAAGUUAUUUUUUCCACUCUUCAAUAAAACACCUAUUUUAACAUUAGUAUUUAAUAUUUAAUGCUCCAUCCUAUUUCCAGCCACAAAUACACUACACAAUGAAGUCCAGAAUUCUUGGGUUGUCCAAAGAUGCAAGAAUAUAACCAAAAUGUUUGUAAAAUACACUACUGUAGUGUGUGCAGAAUCCCAAUGCAUUUGAGAACCAAAUGUUAAACCAAAGAAUUAGUCUAUUAUCUGCGUUAAUUUGUUCUUAACCCACGUAAUAUCACUAAAAUUUGAGUCUUUAUAUGCAAGUGCUUAGACCGUAAUUUACCCGAAUCUACAUAACCUAGUUCUAUAUCACAUAAAUUGCAGGUCACAAACAUCCAUUUUUUCUGUACUCAUUCAUGUGCUAGAUAUGUUUUGAUAUUGGCUUUAUUUACCAAGUCUUUUGUUUACAAAAUUUGAGUGUUUAUAAGGUAGUCUCGAUAAGAAUACAAUAUAGCUUUAUCUUUUGCUUUGCUUUUCUUACAAGAGCUUGUCAUUCAACAUCUUGAGAAUUCCUCAUCAUAAUGACAUGAAACUUAAAGCAUACAAGUUCGAGCAAAAUAGCAUGUAUGGCUGGUAUAAAAAUUUUGUAAUCCAGUCUACAACAGUUAUUGUUUUUAUUUCUUUGCAGUAUAUUGAGAAAACUUCAUCACAUUGACUUGACAUCAUUUGUGUCAUAUGAUUAAUUUUGGGUUCCACAAUACAGUUUGUUGAAUAUGUUGGCCCAAGCCCAAAAUUUCAUCACUAGUUAGGCUGCCAAGUCCUAAACCAUCCCACAACUAACACACCCCAUAUCCCACACUUGCCUUCUCAUUCUUUAUAUCCUUCUUGUUGUAUCAGUGAUCCACAACCAUCUACACCCAACCAUGCACCCACCCAAUACACCAAUACCGAGUUCCCCAUCUUUUCAUCCAUCAUAUCACAAAUAAUUUUCUCUGUUUAUCACUAUUUUAACACAGUAGGUACAGAGGGGAGGAAAAGAGAAGCAUUUUUGUUCUAAAAAUAUAAAUAGUCUUGGUUGUAGUGUUAGAUAUGCCUGACAUAGGACCUGAGGAUUGUCUCCUUUGAUUGGAUGGAAUCAAAAUAUUUAGUUAAUUUUUAGAUCAGCGAAGGAUAAGUUGCAAUACCACGGUUGUAAUAAAUAAACAUUAAACCCACACUUAAAGAUUUGAGAUGGUGAUAUUUUGUCUAUCCUGGACCAUUACAUACUUAAAACUCGGUUCCAACUUAUGAUAGUGAACUACACAUCUUGUCUGUCAAGUUGGAUCAUUUAUCUCCAGUUAUGAUGGUGAGCUGCUAUUAGUCCAUGGUUCAGGAUUAAUUGUAGCAUAGUUACUUUUCCAUUAUUAUAGUAGAGUUCUGUGUUUAUUUAAUUCAAAAAUCUUUUUAGUUAAUAAAUACUUACUUUUGAGAAUUAAAUGAUUUGUGUAUUAAGUCUGAGCCAGUCUGUUAAGUCAUCCAUUCAUGGAUUUACUAGACUUCUUUAAUAACAACAGUGUCGUGUUGAGAUCAGAGCUCUAAUAGAUGAAGGUAGCGCCAUCAUCAAAAAGUAUUGAUUUGAAGUACUAGGCAGAUGCAGGUAGGAAUCUGGUGACUUCCAGAAUAUGAAUGAAUAAAACUACUGAAAAUUUAUAGAUUAAUACCAAUUACUACUGUACAGUACUGACUAGUAUAGUUCAUGUCAACCAUGCAACAGUGCUAUUAAAUAUUUGAAAAGUUGACUAGCUUCCCAUGUAAUUACAAUAUCCACUAAAAUAAUUGUGGUGGAAAAAGAAGGACCUAUGUAUAUGAAAUUAGAAUAAAUAGAAAAGUGCUUGAAGCUGCUGCUGUUUAAAUAUCUACUGUGAGUGAACAAAUGAGUAAUCUAUGUAUGUCAAGUUUUAAGUUAAGCGUGUUGAGAAGAAUAAGAUAAGGAAUGCUGCUCGAGAGCUACAUAAGGAGUGGUGGUAUCCAGCCUUUUAGGUUUUUGUGUAACCUUAAACCAUUUUAGCUCCCAAAACAUUAAUUACAUUUACAUUUAUCCUGAAAUACUGUAGUUAAUGUUUUAUUGUAAUUGUCAGACUAUGGCAUUCUCUAACAAGUAUCUUACAUCUCUCUUGUAAAUAUAGAUUUAUCUUUUGUGUGUUCUAGAUGUUAACAAUACAUUUUUAUUAUGAAUAAAUAAUUCCAUAAGAUGC